GCGGGAUUCGUUUGUUGUAAAAUGGCGACGAACAUUUUCCGCACAGCGUAGUUUACCGACGAAACAUUCGCUGUGACUUUACAAUUUACAAGCUCUGAACCAUGCCCCCUAAGAAGCCUGUGCCAGCCAAGCCAGCUGCUGGCAGAGGGGCACCUGCCACUAGAGGGGCUCCAGCUGGGAGGGGGACACCCAGAGGGGGUGCUGCAACCAGGGGGGCACCAGCCAAAAAAGGGGCAGCACCUGCUCAAGGUGCCAAAAAACCUGCAACAGGUGAGACAAAACCUAAAGAGAAAGUUUGGACAAAAGAGGAUGAAUCUGCCAGAAAGAUCCAGACAAAGUUCCGCCAGUACAGAGCCAAGAAACUUCUUGAUGUGAAGAAGAAAGAGAAACAAGAUUAUAAUGAUUUGAUGGAUAAGCUAGAGAAAGAAGCCUUUGUGAAGCUGGUGCAGAUGGAGCAAGAGAAGGCAGAGAAGCAGCGGCAGAAGGAGGAAGAGGAGAGGAAGAGGAAGCGGGAGGAGAAGCAGAGAAUGAAGCGCAUGCUAGAGGCAGCCUUUGACGGGGACACAGAUGAGAUGGCCAUAGUGCUCAAAGAGGUAGUGGAGGCAGACAACAAAUAUGGCGUUCCAGGAGAUGAUGUGAUAGGGAAAGCUCUGCGUGCCAGACACAUAAUGAACGUAGUGGAGUGUGAAGAUGCCAAUGAGAACACACCCAUAUCUGAGGCUGCAAGUGGGGGUCAUGUUGAGGCCAUCAAGUUCCUGCUGGAGAGAGGGGCAGACCCCAACAAGAGGGGCCAGUUCAUGAGAACCCCACUCUACAGGGCUGCGUUUGCAGGGCACUUGGAGGCAUGUGAGAUCCUGCUACAAAAUGGUUCUGACCCUCGGAUGUACGCCUCAGAUGGACAGACUCCUGAGCAGAUUGCCUCGGUAACGGCCAUCCAGCAGCUGAUACAAGGCUGGGACCUGGAGCAGACAGAGUCUCUUCUGAAGAGGUUGGAGGCCGAGAAAGAGCGAAUCAAGGAGAUGGAGCGCCAGAAACGGGAGGCUGAGACUAAUAAACUUGAGAAUGUUGUAAAGGAAGCACAAGAAGUCUUUGAUGUUGCCCAGAAGAAGUAUCAAUAUGCAUACUGUGAGCUACAGAAGAGGAUCAUGGAGCAUGACCAGGCACCCACGAUGGGCUUUGCAAAGCCUGAAAUCACCAUUCAGGCUAUUCAGGACUGUGAAUGUGACGUAGAGAUUGCCAAGAUUGAUCUAGACAAGGCAAGAGAUAAACUGGCACAGGCCAAACUAAGGUUGAGAGAACAGAUGAAGGGUGGGGAAGAGCUGGAUGAUAAUGACCUUCCCGGUGUCAAGGUCACAAUCAGAGAGCUGGAUGAUGUCCUGCUGAGAGAUGUUGGCAACAGGAUAUCAGAGUCUGGCAAAUGGCCCCUCAUUAUUGAUCCUAACGGUCAGGCAGCCACUUUUCUGCGUUACCGUGACACCAAUUACAUCAACACUCUCAGUCCCAUACAGAUGGAGCAAGAGAAGAUACGAAUGUCCGUGCUUGGUUCUGUAAGGUUUGGUAAGCCGUGUGUGAUAGACAUGAUGGAGGUGGACAUGUUCCAUGCUGUGGAGACUCGCUUUGAUGAGGUCACUGCAGGGCUACUCAACAUGAUGAUGGACAAGUCAAUUAUGAGGGAGGAAAACUACCUGAAGCUGGUGAGGGAAGGUGAUCCCCCGGACUAUCAGAAGAACAAAUUCCAAGACCUGCGAACGUGCAACUUCAAAGUCUACAUCAUCACUAAGAAUACAAUGCCCCCUGAGAAUCUGCUUGAUCGAACAUAUCCAAUCAGAAUUCAUGUUCCUGUCACAUGAUUACAGAUAAGCCAAUUAGAAUGCAUAUUCCAGCCACAUGAAUAGCCAAUCAAAAUGCAUGUUAAAUUCAUGUGAUUGACAAGAAUUUAUUGUUUUGUCACAUUAUCAUUUAAUGUGUUGUUGAUUUUUAACCAGGUUUUCCGAACGAAAAAAACAGGUUAUUAGAUUGGCGAAUGUCGGUGGGCGGGUGGGCGAAACAAGCUUGUCCGGGCCAUAAACUUUGUCGUUCAUUGUUAGAUUUUAAAAUUGUUUGGCACAUUUGUUCACUAUCAUUAGACGGUGUAUCGUGCAAAAGAAUUACGUCGAUAUCUUCAAGGUCAAGGUCACACUUUGAGUUCAAAAGUAAAAAAUGGCCAUAAAUGAGCUUGUCCAGGCCAUAACUAUGUCAUUCAUUGUGAGAUUUUAAAAUCAUUUUGCACAUUUGUUCACCAUCAUAGGACAGUGUGUUGCACGAAAGAAUUAUGUCAAUAUCUCCAAGGUCAAGGUCGCCACGACUAAAAAUAGAUUUAUUUUGAAACAAAGGGGGUUAAUUAUAAACAAUCAGUUCAGUUUGAGUUGUUUCCCUUUAUCAGACUUUUUUCACUUUGAAACCUGUUUUGUGACAAUUUUGUCCCUUGUUUAAAUCUAAAUCCAGUUGAUAAAAGCAAUAUUUAACUUUUUUACAAUAGCUAUUUUAAAAUUCAGGUGCAAAAUUGUUGCGACCUUACAAUAUGUCCACUUUACUUAACUCACUCUUUAUAAACCUGUAUAUAAUGCUUCUGUAUUUCAUAAAAAGAAUUAAAAUGUAGGCUUUAAAUAUUUAAGUGUUCUUUCAAUUUACUUCUGAGGCCUUCAAACUGAUCAUAAAUAGAUAGUUGUUUCAAAUCUUUUAUUACGUUUGUUACACAUAAAAAUAGUAUAUUAAUAGGGGCUUCCAAUUGCUUAUGUCAAUCAUAUUACAGAUCUAGGAAAAUAAGUGUUUUGGUAAAAAAGUAUAUGUACUGCAUUUAAGUCUCCUAGUCUUGGUAAAUUGACGAUAAGACACAUGUGCACAACCAGAUCUGACCAUAGUUUAGUGUAUUACUAAAAUAGAUAGUGUUGAAAUCAACAAAAGUUUAGAUUAUUUUAAUUUGCUUAAAUGAAAAGGCAAAUAUUUUUAUUCCAACCAAUGUGAAAAUGCAAGAAUGUGUCAUUAUGUACAUUUGUAUACUUCAUGUUUAAUUUAUUUAAAAGAAAACAUUUUUAUUUAAAAAAAUGAAAAUAGAUAAAAUUAUGCAGAUUGGUCUAUAUAUUGCUUUCAUGUAUUGAUUGCUGUAACGUUAUUCAAAUACAUUUACCAUGUACCAGGGUAUAAACUUGCCAAAGUUCUUCCUUCAAUUUUUAAUUCACAUAUGUUACCCAUAUAAAGAUUGCCAAUUAAUGUGAUAUAGCAUUCUUUGGGCGAGCAUAUGUUGUUGCAAGAUUGGGAGGAUCAAAUGUUGACUUUGUGUGUGCAAAAGAAUACUAUUUAACAUGAAGAUAUUUAGCGAUUGUUGUUCUAAUAAAAUGUGAUAAGUAAUAUCUGUGAUAUAUGCAUAAUGUAAAUUGAUGGCAUUUAUUUAUUGUUUGUACAUUGCCCUCAGUCUCAUACUCUUAUUAAAGUAUAUUAAUAUUCCA
Molecule: messenger RNA, 3485 nt
Organism: Dreissena polymorpha
Lineage: Eukaryota; Metazoa; Mollusca; Bivalvia; Myida; Dreissenidae
Product: IQ motif and ankyrin repeat domain-containing protein 1-like
Exons: 15
Coding region: 102-1850 (582 amino acids)
Biological process (GO): regulation of barbed-end actin filament capping
Cellular component (GO): cytoplasm; nucleus
Molecular function (GO): protein binding
Source: RefSeq, a predicted model, not a curated record